Messenger RNA from Suillus discolor, 1134 nucleotides. RefSeq lists its product as uncharacterized. The annotation marks the transcript as partial. The record is from RefSeq and is a predicted model, not a curated record. NCBI's taxonomy places the organism in Eukaryota, Fungi, Basidiomycota, Agaricomycetes, Boletales, Suillaceae. The transcript is spliced from 20 exons.
CUACUGUCCAAAGCGACACACGUCGUUGACGCGGCUGAAAUGCGGAGUUGAAAUUUACAAAAUUGAAAAUCACAAUACGGUGCCUGGUUGUUGAAGACUGCUGUCAUUAUGCACCACUGGCAAUGAUCAUAGUAUCUCGACACGAUGGUCAAUUCCGUUCAAGUUAUGUGGGGCCCUGGGGCCAUUGGAUUCAUGGUAGCUACAGCGUUUUAUGGGGCAGCUUUUGGGCAGUAUAUCUUCUACCUCAGAUCAUUUCCGCAAGAUUCGAAAAGACUCAAAUUAUUUGUAUUCAUGGUCUUUUGUCUCGGAACAAUACACGAAUAUGCCUUGAUAGGGAUGUAUUGGUCUAUCCUUAUUUCGUGCCGUCGUAGCACGUCUCAUGAGUGCACGACUGAACUCCCAUGGCAGAUGGUGCUAGGGGUAUUUAUGGCAUGUUGGAUUAUAUUCGCAGUCCAGUGCUUUUAUGCACACAGGGUGUGGAUAAUCACAGAACAUAACCGCUUAAUUACAGGCACAAUUUGCGCAUUCGCCGCUACAGCAUUAGUUUUUGGCACGAUAACAGGCAGUGUGAUAUUCGAAUCGAGAAACCCUGUAGAUCUAUUCGGUAAAAAGUGGUGUCAGAUUUCUGCAGUUGCUGGUGCCUUGUGUGAUAUUAUCAUUACCGGGACAGUCUGGUGGUUUUUGCGUCCUGCACGAACAGACAAUGUGCGGUCAAAACCGGAUUAUCUCAAUAAACUAACACAAAUUUUUGUUCACAUGGGUUUACUUACUUGCAUUAUGGCAAUCGCGAUGGCUGUGCUCUACCAGGUUCAGGAUGGUGGUCUUGGCCAGUUCUAUUCCGCGUUGCCUGGAUCACUACUAGCAAAAACCUAUUUGAACUCGAUGAUGGGAGUGCUCAAUGCUAGGAAGUCAAUACGCGAACAACAACGACUUGAAGCUGGCUGCAGUUCAAUGGAACUUCCUACCAUACCGACCAUAGGUUGAUCUUUCCCUUGUGGUAGCAGAGAUAUAAUUAUUGUUACAAGUUGCUUACAAGCUUUCACCUGCAGUCGUAAGCUGCCACAUCGCCUACGUGGGCCGAAAGGACAAGCGACACAUCCGCGCACUCACUAUCAUUCCUCGUUGACACCGCCG